This is a messenger RNA of Balaenoptera musculus (blue whale), 5580 nucleotides long. RefSeq names its product PHD and ring finger domains 1 (gene PHRF1). The transcript is spliced from 20 exons. The record is from RefSeq and is a predicted model, not a curated record. NCBI's taxonomy places the organism in Eukaryota, Metazoa, Chordata, Mammalia, Artiodactyla, Balaenopteridae. The coding region runs from base 94 to 5415 and encodes 1773 amino acids.
AUAAUAGGUCUUCUUACCUGCAAUGGGUUGCAGCCACCAUGCUCAGGGGAAAGGUGUCAUCCCUUUGGACGGACAGCGGCACCAUCUCGUCGGAUGGUCUGUGCGUCUCCAGCAGAAGACGUGGUCACGACGUGGGUACAGCACAGGGAAGGUCCCUGCUGUGUUGCUGACUCACCCAGAAGUGGGGUGCAGACCCUUAAAGCUGAACUCCAAUGUGCAGCAAUGGAUGACGACAGCCUGGAUGAGCUUGUGGACCGAAGCCCAGGGCCCGAUGGCCGCCCGAGACUCCGUCCUGCCGCCCUGACCAGCGAUACUGAAGAAAGCAGCGAUGCCCACAGCGGGGGCUCUGAGGACGACACGUGCGGUGAGCACAGUGACGGCGAGGACGAGGAGGGGGACCUGGAAGACGGAUCUGGUUCCGAGGAUUCCGAAGAAGACGGCGACGACGUGGACACGUUAGCGGCAGCAGCGGCUACUCGGGGGGCACUGGAAGCCAGCGGUGCAUUUAACUCUGACGAUGAUUCGGAGAGCUGCCCGAUCUGUCUUAAUGCUUUCAGGGACCAGGCGGUGGGGACACCCGAGAACUGUGCCCACUACUUCUGCCUCGAUUGCAUCGUGGAGUGGUCCAAGAAUGCCAAUUCCUGUCCAGUUGAUCGAACUAUAUUUAAAUGUAUUUGUAUUCGAGCUCAAUUUGGCGGUAAAAUCUUGAAGAAGAAGUCGACUAAAAGGCCGUUUGCGGCCAUGAACGUGAAACCCGGUGCUGGAGGUGGUGCUGUGUGCCCGGCCAGCCUGGGCUCUGCAUGGGAGCGGUUUCCCAGACUUCCUCCUCUCCACUCGCACACACCUUUUCUGCAUCUCCGAGCUUCUCUCCUCUCGAGCCACGGCAGCCACAGCAGGCAGGGAAGGUCAGGGUGUGGAGCCCAGACCUGGGAGAGGGGCCAGCUCUCUUGGACCAGACUUCGGAGGGCGCACGGCAGGAGCAUGAGGGCUGGGGACAAGAUCCCAGUGGAGAGCGCCAGGCUUGGGGAGGACGAGGAUGAAGACCCGACCUUCUGUGGGGUGUGCGGCAGGAGCGACCGUGAGGACCGUCUGCUGCUCUGCGACGGCUGCGAUGCUGGACGAUAUCCUGAGGCCGCUUGCAGAGAUGUACCUAAUACCUCAGGACGAGGGGGAGAGGAGGUGCCAGUGGACGAGUGGUUCUGUCCGGAAUGUGCUGCCCCCGGGGCCGUCCCUGCUGCUGACGCGGGUCCCGUGAGUGAGGAGGAGGUCUCCCUGCUCUUGGCCGAUGUAGUGCCCACCACCAGCCGGCUUCGGCCACACGCGGGGAGGACCCGGGCCAUUGCCAGGACACGGCAGAGCGAGAGGGUCCGAGCGACCGUGAACCGGAACCGGAUCUCCACAGCCAGGAGGAUCCAGCACGUCCCGAGGUACCUCAUGUCUCCUCUGCUGGACGAGACCAUCGAAGCCGUGGCCGCUGGGCUGAGCACAGCUGUGUACCAGCGCCCCGGGCCGCGAGCCCCUGCCCGUCGGAGGAGGAAAGCAGGAAGACGGAAGAAAGUGUCAGGAAGAAAGAAAACCCAGUCCAGAUCGUCUGUGAAGAGCAGGAGCUCGGGGACGAGGUCCAGGAAACGCCAGGGUCGCGUGAAGAAGAGAAAAGGGAAGAAGAUAAAGAAUGAAGCCACAGCUCGUUCCCGCAUCGCACGGACGCUGGGCCUCCGCAGGCCAGCCCGUGGAGCCUGCAUCCCCUCGGUGUACAAGCCUGCAGACCCCUCUCUGGGGCUGAUGCGUGCAGACAUCGGGGCAGCUUCUCUCUCCCUGUUUGGAGACCCCUAUGAGCUGGACCCCUUCGACAGCAGUGAAGAGGCAUCUGCGAGCCCUGCUUCCCCUCUGAGCGCCAAGAGGAGGAUUCUGUCCCGGUCAGCCCUGCGGUCGCACCAGCCCGUGGCCAGGCCCGUCUCCGUGGGGCUGUCCAGGAGGAGCGCUCCCGCCAUGGCGCCCCAGCCGGAAGUGGACGUGGACCCCGGCCCUGACCUGCUGGGGAGCAUCCUGUCGGGCCAGAGCUUCUUGAUGAUGAACGGCGCCGACAUCGUCAUCCACCGCGACGGCUCCCUCAGCGCCAAGAGGGCAGCGCCAGUUUCUUUCCAGCGAAACUCAGUUGGUCCGGCCAGAGGGGCAGAAGGCGCCGGGUCUGGCCCCGGCCUGCAGCCCAGAGGGACUCAGCCAGGAAGCGGGCCAGAGAGCUUGGGGUCCAGCUGUCCAGGCAGGGCCGCCCCGGGCGCACCCCCGGCCCCACCCACCCCCGCCCAUGUCCCUGCGCUCACGUUGGGGGCAGCUGUGAGACUGGACUCCUUGGUGACCCCUCAGUCAGGCCAGGCGCAGACCUUGUCCAGCGUGAGCAGACCCAGCUCAAAACAAAGUGACGGCCCCCGACUUAAUGGCGACAGCAAGCACCCUCCGCCUCUUAGGUCUGCAGCGUUGAAGACCUUGAAUGGUAGCUCUGUUUCACCUCCCGAGAGCACGGUGCUGGGACAGGCCCCAAGACCAGCUCCCAGGAGGACGGACAUCUCCGAGCUCCCCAGGAUACCAAAGAUCAGGAGAGAUGACAGGCGGGUGGGCGAGGUCCCCGCCGGCGGGCAGAGAGUCGAGAUUCCCAGCUCCUGCAUCAGCCGGCUGACGGGCAGGGGGGGCCCCGGGCAGCCUGGCUGUGGCACCAGGGCGGAGGGUGAGCCCAGCAGCAGGGGUGCUCAGGAGGCCAGCACGCGCUCGGGGGGCGGCCCCCAGCCCCCUGCCCCGCUGGGCCCCUCCCGGGGGAAGGGUGUCGGCGCCACCUUCGAGAGCUUCAGGAUCAACAUUCCGGGGAACACAGCCCAUUCCGGCCGAGUCCUCAGCCCCGGCUUCUGUAACACGUUCCGGCCCGUGGACAGCAAGGCGCAGAGGAGAGAGAGCCCGGCGCCCCUCCUCUCCGUCAGGAAGACGAAGCAGCUCAAGAGCGAGAUCUACGACCCCUUCAACCCCACGGGCUCUGACUCCAGCUCGGCCAGCAGCAGCCCCGAGCACCCAGGCUCCGGCCUCCUGCCCUCUGAGAUCACGCGCACCAUCUCCGUCGACAGCCCCAAGGCCCCCGCGCUGCCGCCCGUGCGCUGCGUCACCUCCUACACAGUGCAGACCGGCGUGGGGAAGGAGCCCGAGCCCCCCCAGGGGCCCUGCGGCCUGCCCGAGCUCCAGGGCGAGGAGGAGCCCGCAGCACAGGCACAGAGGCCGUCCCCGCUGGAGCCCUGGGGGGACGAGGACCCACCACCCCGCAGCUCCUUCUUCGGCUCAGAGGGGCGGACGGUGACUUGUGUGACUGCGGUGGAGCCGGACGCCCCACCCAGUCCGGAUGCCCUGCCGGCGACCACCCACAGGGUCGUGGAGCUGCGGUCCCCCACCCGUUCCCGCUCCAGGUCCAGCUCCCGCAGCGGGAAGAAAGCCCAGAGGCCGAGGGCCGCCACCAGGGAGCACCGGAGGGCCCGCUCAGGGUCCCGCUCGUCCCGCUCGGGGGACAGGAGCUCGCGGUCCGCGUCGCCACCAGCAGGUGAGGGCCAGGCCAAGAGGCACCAGCCCAAGGCCCGGGAUCGGAGGUCUUCCAGCGACCGCUCCAGCAGCCGCGAGCGCACCAAGCGGAGGAAGGCCAAGGACAAGAGCAGGGAGAGGAGGAGGGGCUCCUGGGGCCGAGGUCGGCGGCGGUCCCGCUCCCGCUCCGGCAGCCCAGGCAGCUCCUCCCACGAGCAUCGCGAGGGCAGGAGGAAGAAGAGGCGGAGGUCGGGGUCCCGGUCUCGGGGGAGGGAGUGCUCGCCCCCCAGCAGCCUGGAGAGAGCCCGGAGGCCCAGGCACCCCCGGGAGAGGAGGGAGCGGCCCGACAGGGAGAGUGCUGCGCGGCUCCGAGACAGGCGAGGCUCCCGGGAGAGGAGGCGGCGUAGGUCCAGGUCACCCAGCCCCGAGCACAGGCCCCGGGAGCACCGGCGGCCUCGGUCCCGGGAGAAGCGCCCACGGCCCCGCCCCCACUCCCCGGAGAGGAAGUUGGCCCCGAAAGACGCUUCUCCGGCACCCCUUCCCCAGGGGGAGCCCAGGCCGGACAGGGAGCCCCCGACCAGGCCCCUGGCCUUGGCAGGAACAGAUGCCUUGCUGGAGGGGCCCGAGGCCAACAAGCCACCCGCAGAGGUCCCCCCAGUCCUGGAGGUGCCAGCCGAAUACCCCCCCGAGGAUCUGGAUUACGGUGACUCCGUGGAGGCAGGGCACCUCUUUGAGGACUUUUCAAGUGAAGCCAUCUUCAUGCAGCUUGAUGACAUGAGCUCCCCGCCUUCCCCGGAGAGCACGGACUCCUCCCCAGAGCGAGGCCUCCUGCCCAGGCCCACUGGGCCCCUGGCUGGCCAGCAGCACGACGCUGGCCUGGCCGUGGCCGUCAUCCGCAGGGAGGUGUCUCGGAUCCACGGUGAAGAUGUGGUGCAGCCCCUGCCCAGGAUGGAGUGCCCUCAAGAGAAGCACUCGCUCCAGCAGGAUGCGGCCGAGGCAGCCACAGCUUCCUGCACUCUGGGAGGCCAAGCCAUGGGUGGGGGGCCAGCGGGGAAGGAGGAGGGCCCCUCUCAGAACCCCCUGCUGCGGGCUAAGGCGCUGGUGAAGAGAGUCACCUGGGACCUCCAGGAGGUGGAGAGCGGUGCCCCGGCUGAGGACAGAGGCCUGCGGACGCCACUUCACAGGCCGCAGAAGCCCUGGGAAACCGAGGACGCGGGCCCCGUGGCUGCGUUCCAGCAGGCUCCUUUCUCUGAGCCCCCUCACCCUGGUUAUGUGCUUCCAGAGCCUGGCUUUCCUGAUGCUGACCCUUCUCAGGUACGGAGCCCGAACCUGCCCCCCACCCCGGCUCUGCCUCCGAGCGUCCCACCAUACGCACCUGUCAGCCAGCCCGCGGUCCAGUUCCUCUUGCAGGGGAGCCUGCCCCUGAUGGGCUGCGGGGUGGCCCAGAGCCCAGCCCCGGUGCCCACCGUCCUGACUGCAGCCUCAGAGCCGGCGGGUCAUGCUGCCACCGUGACCACUGCCGCUGCCAACAGCUCCGAGGAGAGGACAGCUGCUCCCAGGCCAGCCUCGGAGAAGGCCAAGAAUGAGGAGUACAUGAAGAAGCUGCACGUGCAGGAGCGGGCCGUGGAGGAGGUGAAGCUGGCCAUCAAGCCCUUCUACCAGAAGAGGGAGGUGACAAAGGACGAGUACAAGGACAUUCUGCGCAAGGCCGUGCAGAAGAUCUGCCACAGCAAGAGUGGGGAGAUCAACCCCGUGAAGGUGGGCAACCUGGUGAAGGCCUACGUGGACAAGUACAGGCACAUGCGCAGACACCGGCGGGCCGAGGCCGGUGAGGAGCCGCCUGCCCAGGGUGCCGAGGGCUGAGGCCCGCCCGGGGCCCUUCUGGCUGGAGCAGCCGGAGCAGAGAACUCCGGGCACACCCGCCCUCCCGUUUUCAGGGUUCCUGUGAUCGCACGUGGUCUGUGCACCUGUCUUGCUCACAGUUUAAAACUGGACUUUUUUAUAUGUAUAUUAUAGAGACACACUGUU